Molecule: messenger RNA, 3215 nt
Organism: Oxyura jamaicensis (ruddy duck)
Lineage: Eukaryota; Metazoa; Chordata; Aves; Anseriformes; Anatidae
Gene: RRAGC
Product: Ras related GTP binding C
Exons: 7
Coding region: 36-1271 (411 amino acids)
Biological process (GO): regulation of autophagy; positive regulation of TOR signaling; cellular response to amino acid stimulus
Cellular component (GO): Gtr1-Gtr2 GTPase complex; lysosome; nucleus
Molecular function (GO): GTP binding; GTPase activity
Source: RefSeq, a predicted model, not a curated record
GCGGAGGCCCGGCGGGGCGCAGGGCGGGGGCGGCCAUGGCGCUGCAGUUCGGCGGCGCGGGCGCGGCGGGCGCGGCGGAGGAGCCGGCCCUGGUCGGGGGCAGUUUCGGGGCGGCGGACGCGUUCCCCAAGGACUUCGGCUACGGGGAGGAGGAAGAGGAGGCGGAGCUGGACGGCGGCCCGGGCUCCGGAGGCCCUGGCGGCGGCGGCGGAGCGGGAGGGCCCGGCGGAGGGGCGGGCGGGGCGGACUCCAAGCCGCGGAUCCUGCUGAUGGGGCUGCGGCGCAGCGGGAAGUCCUCCAUCCAGAAGGUGGUGUUUCACAAAAUGUCUCCCAACGAGACCCUGUUCUUGGAAAGCACCAACAAGAUCUAUAAGGAUGAUAUUUCCAACAGUUCGUUUGUGAAUUUCCAGAUCUGGGAUUUUCCUGGACAGAUGGACUUUUUUGAUCCAACGUUUGAUUAUGAGAUGAUCUUCAGAGGAACAGGUGCUCUAAUAUAUGUUAUUGAUGCUCAGGAUGACUAUAUGGAAGCUUUAACAAGACUCCACAUCACAGUUUCAAAAGCCUACAAGGUCAACCCUGAAAUGAACUUUGAAGUUUUUAUUCAUAAAGUUGAUGGUUUAUCGGAUGACCAUAAAAUAGAAACUCAGCGGGACAUUCAUCAGAGGGCUAACGAUGACCUUACAGAUGCGGGGCUUGAAAAACUUCACCUUAGCUUUUAUUUGACCAGUAUCUAUGACCAUUCAAUAUUUGAAGCCUUCAGUAAAGUGGUUCAGAAGCUCAUUCCGCAACUGCCAACACUGGAAAAUCUACUAAAUAUCUUUAUAUCAAAUUCAGGCAUUGAAAAAGCUUUUCUCUUCGAUGUAGUCAGCAAAAUCUACAUCGCAACAGACAGUUCCCCCGUGGACAUGCAGUCAUAUGAGUUGUGCUGUGACAUGAUUGAUGUAGUGAUAGAUGUUUCCUGUAUAUAUGGGUUAAAAGAAGAUGGUACUGGAAGUGCUUAUGAUAAGGAGUCAAUGGCAAUUAUCAAGCUCAAUAACACAACGGUCUUGUACUUAAAGGAAGUAACAAAGUUUUUGGCAUUAGUUUGCAUUCUUAGAGAAGAAAGUUUUGAGCGCAAAGGUCUGAUAGACUACAAUUUCCAUUGCUUCCGCAAAGCCAUUCAUGAGGUCUUUGAAGUAGGUGUUGCCUCCCACAGAAUCUGCAACCAUCAAGCAAGCACCUCGAAUAUGAAAGCAGUGACUCACAAUGGCACGCCUAGGAAUGCAGUCUAGAGGGAAACUAAAGACAUUGGAUAGACUUGUCAGCUCUUCAGUCCAAAGAUUUGUGGAACAAGAGAAGAGUAGUCUGAAAGCCUGAAGUAUGUUUCACAGGAGAAGAGCGGCGCUAACUGUGGCACAGCAGCUUGUAACUCACGUCCGACAACUGAAACUACUGUAAAAAUACUUUGAGGCCAGUGGAGUUAGAAAUGUCAGUUUGAAACCACCUUUAUUGCAAGUGCAGUGGUAUUUCAGUUUGGAGUCCUGUUUUAACAGUCUGCCUAUGACUGACUGCCCGGUCAAAACUUACAAAUGAGAGAGUUGAGUUUAAUGUGAAACACCAAAUGGUCACUUGCUCAACGUUUUUUAAAUUAUCCUGUAGAAUGUCCAGUUUCGCUUAAGUUUAACCUCCUUAUCAUGCAAAACAUUGGUGUUAAUACUUAAGCUUGUGAAAAUCACGCUUUCUGUUUUGUGAGGCUGGUCUCACAAAUCAUUCCAUAAAAUUCUUGCUUUCCCCGGUUUGCUCAGAGUAUCCUUGUGAAUUCUGUACUUGUUAAGUGGACACAAGGUAGAGCUCUGUUCUAGUGACUCGAUGUUUUCUUGGAGAACUGAGCUGGAGUUUUGUUUUGAGAGAUCAUGAUACUUUGCUUUCAGACAACACUUCUUGUUAUGCCCGCUUUGAUGGAAGGGAAGUGUUAAAACCCAGGAAUAAACUACCUGCUCUUUUUUGCUAAAACAUGGAUGUCAUAAAUCAGUGUGAUUAAUCCUAUUCACAAAACAAUUGCAUGGCUAACUAAACUGAAAUGUCUGCCAUCUGUUGGAACAUAGCAACCAGUUUCAGCCAUUUCCAAACGAAGAAAUGAUCAUAUUACUGGCUUGUGAUGGUAGAUCUCUCCUUACCCUCUGACUGAUAAUCAAGACAAUUUUUAGGAAACUAUCUGAAGGUGUUAUCCUUGAAUGGUAAUUAAAUAUUGGAGUGCCACAACCUAAUAAUAAUAAUAAUGGACAUUUGAAGCGUGUUGAUUCUGUAUUGUGGCAAACAGCUUCUUGUUUGUUGCCAUGCAAUCUGAAUAGAAUUGCGUGUAUUCUGAUUUUGUGAAUGCUGGCCGUCAUAUUAUGGGAAGUGUAUCUGAAUAGUUUUCAUCUAAUUUAUUGGUAAUAUUGCUGCAGAUGUCAUAUUGUACAUCGGCCUUGUUAUGCAGUAAGCUCAGCUAUUGGCCCAUAAAGAUCUUGCCACUCUUUGCCUAUCCCUAUGUGUGUAUAGGUGUUCCGAAGCCACUGGACCAAUUGACUAUACAAGUGCCACUCUAAAGGUUUCUACAAGAAGGUCUGUAACUGUAAACGAUCUCUGUGACUGAUGUAUUUAUGUGGUCAGACAUAACCACAAGAUUGCUUAUGUGCUUAUAGAAUUGAUUUUUAUUGAACUAUGUAAAAAUUAACAUUCAUGCAUUUACAUUAGGGUGUAUGCACAUACUAUGUAAAUGUUUCUCCUUUGAUUUACAGCUGUUGUAUGAUACUCUAUACAUAAAGGAUCUGCUCCAAAAGUUACUCAAGUCAGUAGGAGACUUGGGAAUUCAAAUGCUUUAGUUCUGGUCUCUGUUGGCAGUUGUCAUUCUGAACCUAGGCUUAGCCCCUUUCUGGUAAUGGAACUGCAGGGUUGUUUUUUUAAGGAUAUGCUGUGGGCUUGUAAGAUUGGGUUUUUGUGGCUUGCAAGCUCUGUGACAGUGUUCAGGUACUCAAGGUGAGAGGAGAAUAGGCAAUAUCACAGGAAGUAACAAGUCAUUCCCAUUUUUGUAGUGAGUUUUCCACGUUCAGAGUAUGUGUUCCUCUCUGUCUUCAUUCUACAUGAUUCUGUGCUAAUAAAAUGAAGAAAGAUCAAACCAUGGCACUAUUGUUUCUGUUGGAGGGUGAGACACUUCAACAAAAGUCUAAUAAAAUGGGCCUAUAUGAUUAAGCAAA